UAAGGCUUGACCGUGCCUGUCAAAACCACACCUAAAUCCUGUUUAGAACCUUGCUCCGACCCGAAUGUCAAAUACGUAUCGGAAGAAUCAUCCAUUCCAAUUCGGAUUCUACCGGAAUCCGCGAAACCCAUCGAGUAGGGCAGCGAUUUGGUCGUCGUCUUCUUUUGCUCAACUAACAUCUUCUUCUGUCUGUUGAGUUGCUUCAUCUUCGUAUGAUCAAAUUCAGUCGCUACCCCAAGGAGAGUAGCAAUGGCGAAAGGAAGGCUACCAUUCCUUCCCAAGCUCACAACAACACUUUCUUCUCCCUCUUCAAUCUCGAAUCCUAAGUUCUUCUCUUCAAACUCCCAAAACAAUGGUAUUGCAGUCACCAAUGAUCCACAUGAACAACUCAGAAAUCUUCACACACUUCUGCAGCAAGGCCAAACCCAAACAGCCAAAAAUCUUAUCAAAUCCCUAAUUACUUCCAAGUCCAUCUUCACUUCACCUUCUGAUAUCUACACUCAGUAUAUGGAAAAACCCAAAGUUUUUUCAAGCUUGAUUUUAUCGGUUUGUGCAGAAGCAAACUUCCCAAAUGAAGCCAUGGACUUGUACACGUUAAUCAGGAAAGAUGGUGUUUUCCCUUCCAUUGCUUCAUUUAACUUACUCCUGGAGUGUUUGGUUUCAUCUGGUCAGUACAGUAAAGUGUUGGAAUUGUUUGAUCAUGUUAUUAGUUCGGGUAUCAGGGUGGAUAAGUUUACCUUCGGGAAAGCUGUGCAAUCAGCAGUGAAGAUGGGAGACCUGCGACGGGGUAUGGAUUUGAUGGAUUGCAUGAAGAAUACCGGCAGAAUGAAUGUGAGUACGUUUGUGUAUAAUGUUUUGAUCGGUGGGCUGUGUAAACAGAAGCGAUUGAUGGAUGCACGAAAGCUGUUUGAUGAAAUGCUUGAGAGAGAUGUAGUUCCUGAUAGGGUUACAUAUAACACAAUGAUCGAUGGAUAUUGCAAAGUGGGGAAUUUAGACGAAGCAUAUAGGGUUCGUGAAAAGAUGAAGGCUUGUAAUGUGGGGCCAAAUCUUGUUACAUUUAAUACACUACUCAGUGGUCUCUGUAAAGGGAAGAAGAUGGAUGAGGCAAAAAAGGUCUUUGAAGACAUGAAAAUCCAUGGCUUUGUUCCCGAUGGGUUCACUUACAGCUUAAUGUUUGAUGGGUUUUCAAGAUCUGGUGAUAUAGAUGCUUGCAUUUCAUUACACGAACAGAUAGACAAAAAUGGCAUUCAUAUAAAUGAAUACACUUGCAGUGUUUUGUUAAAUGUGUUAUGCAAGGGAGGGAAAACCAACAAAGCUGAGGAGAUUUUGGUAAAUUUAAUGGAGAAUGGACUUGUUCCAACACAGGUAAUCUUCAAUACAAUCAUUGAUGGUCAUUGCAGGGAAGGUAACACAGAAAUUGCCCUUUUGUCAAUUGAAAAAAUGAAAUCCAAUGGCUUAACACCAAACUCCUUCACCUUCAAUCCAAUAAUCAACAAGUAUUGUCAAUCUGGUAAUCUUUUAAAAGCAGAAGAAUUGAUAAAAAAGAUGCCAGAAAUGGGUUCUUCACCAGAUGUUGUAACCUACAACAUACUAAUCGAUGGGUUUGGACGAAACUUAAAGUUUGAUAAAUGUUUCAAGAUUCUUGAAGAAAUGGAAACUAAUGGCUUAAAACCAAAUGCUGUAACUUAUGGAUCUCUAAUGAACCAAUUGUGUAAAGAUGGAAGACUUAUGGAAGCUGAAGUGGUGUUCAAAGAUAUGAUAGGUAGAGGUAUUUUCCCAAACACAAAUACAUAUAACAUGCUUAUUAAUGGGUAUUGUAAUACAGGAAAGAUAGAAGAUGCUUUCAAGAUUUUUGAUGAAAUGUGUAGAAAUAAAGUGGUUCCAUCUUUGGUUACUUACAAUACACUCAUAAAUGGGCUAUGCAAAAAGGGUAGGGUUGAGGAAGCCGAAGAAUUUGCUUCAAGAAUCACAAAUGGAUAUCUAAAAUGUGAUGUUAUUACAUAUAAUUGUUUAAUAUCUGGUUAUUCAAUAAAGGGUGACACCCAAAAGUGUUUAGAGUUACAUGAAAAGAUGAAAUCAUGUGGAAUUAAACCUACUAUAAACACAUAUCAUCCAUUAAUUACUGGAUGCAAGAAUGAGUUAAUACUUGUGGAGAAACUCAUGAAAGAAAUGUCAGAUAUGAAGUUGGAUCUUGAUCGGGUGAUAUAUAAUGAACUCAUUCGUUGCUAUUUUGAUCAUGGUUUUGUGGAAAAGACAAUUGAAUUGUUUCAUGAGAUGAUUAAUAAGGGAAUUGUUCCUGAUAAAAUGGCUUACAAUUGCUUGAUUAUUGUGUACUUAAAGGAGGGAAAGAUUGAUGAGUCGAAGGAUCUUGUUGAUGAAAUGAAGGGGAAUGGAUUAGUUCCUAAAGCUGAUACUUAUGAUGUUAUGAUUAAGGGUCUUUGUGAUAUUAAGAAGUUUGGUGAAGGGUAUUUUUGGUAUAGGGAAAUGGUUGGAAAUGGGUUCUUGCCAAGUGUAAGUGUUGCUAAUGAGCUUGUUACUGGUCUUAAAGAAGAAGGGAGGUUUAAUGAAGUUGAAGUGAUAUGCUCAGAAAUCAGUAUUAAAGGAUAUGAUUAUUCUGAUGCAAAUAAGGAUCUUUCUGCUGCUUUAAAAUGAUUGAACAUGGAAUCAAAUCUUGAAUUCCAAUUCGGUUUAAUUUCUUUAACAUCACCAUUAUGCAACAUAGGUCCAAUCAUUUAAAUAAUUCACCCAUCAUACCAAUGAGAUUUGAAUUAUAUUGAAAACAUUUUUAUGUAUUUUGCUUAAUAAAUAAGUUGUAUUCAAUUUGUUUUUGGAA
This is a messenger RNA of Lactuca sativa (garden lettuce), 2833 nucleotides long. RefSeq names its product pentatricopeptide (PPR) repeat-containing protein. The record is from RefSeq and is a predicted model, not a curated record. NCBI's taxonomy places the organism in Eukaryota, Viridiplantae, Streptophyta, Magnoliopsida, Asterales, Asteraceae. Gene Ontology annotation, molecular function: protein binding.